Messenger RNA from Nelumbo nucifera (sacred lotus), 1019 nucleotides. Lineage: Eukaryota; Viridiplantae; Streptophyta; Magnoliopsida; Proteales; Nelumbonaceae. The record is from RefSeq and is a predicted model, not a curated record.
AUUCCACUAUGUUGCAGAGCGAUAAAGAAGAAAGAAGAAAACUGGAAAUAAUCCCACAAAUGGUACUAAAUUUCUAGUCUAUGUGUAGGUAAGGUUUCGUUUCUUACAGUUCGUAUCUGCAGGCGCUUCCGAACUAGCAAACUGUCGAUUACCCUAGUUUUAAGCUUGUCAUCGUCGGCGAUGGUGGUACUGGGAAGACUACAUUUGUUAAACGGCAUCUUGCAGGAGAGUUCGAGAAGAGAUACGAGCCGACUAUUGGUGUUGAAGUUCAUCCCUUGGACUUCUUCACUAACUGCGGAAAGAUCAGGUUCUAUUGUUGGGAUACUGCUGGUCAGGAGAAGUUCGGUGGACGGAGAGAUGGUUAUUACACGAUUGACAUACAAGAAUGUUCCAACAUGGCACAGGGAUCUUUGCAGGGUGUGCGAGAAUAUUCCAAUUAUUUUGUGUGGAAACAAGGUUGAUGUCAAGAACAGGCAGGUGAAAGCAAAGCAGGUCACAUUCCACAGGAAGAAGAAUCUUCAAUACUAUGAGAUCUCUGCAAAAAGUAACUACAACUUUGAGAAACCUUUCCUGUACCUUGCCAGGAAACUUGCUGGGGAUCCUAACCUCCAUUUUGUUGAGUCUCCUGCUCUUGUUCCCCCAGAAGUACAAAUUGACAUGGCCACACAAGAACGGCAUGAAGCUGACUUGAUAGCAGCCGCAGCACAGCCUCUUCCUGAUGACGAUGAUGAUGCAUUUGAUUAAUUAUCUCUGUUUUCUUUUUCCUUUUUGUCGCCUGCUGGCAGUUAAUGUUUCUUUGGGUGUCAAAUGGCUUGCGGGUUCUAGUUUUCUGACUUUUUGUGUCUACGCGUGCCUUUAUAUUUUUCUUUGUUUUUCUACAUUCUCGUUUCUAGAGGGAUCCUGGAACCUUUUUAUAACUGGUGUCUGGGGGCACCUUUUGGGGAUUGAGGUGUCUUGAUGCAAAAAUGUUUUCAAAAUCCAUGUAAUUUCAUUGUAAUAUGAGAAUGAGAUGAUCUUAA